AUGGAAAUCAAUUGCAUUGAAUUGAAUGACAACGAGAGGCAACUCUUCAGCCAAUUGUUCACAUAUUAUGCCGAUUCGGAGAACUCGCAGAUUGUCCACAAAUCGGUGGCCAAACAUCUGCUCUCGUCGUCCCAAUUGGACGCCAAUGUGUUGGAUCAGAUCCUGGAGCUGUCGGGCUCUUCGAGUGUGCCAUCGCUAUCACGGCAUCAGUUCUACUCAAUGCUCAAACUGGUCGGCGCCGCACAAUCAGGUCUUCCCCUAAACACACACACACUGACCGCCAAUUCCUUGAUUAUACCAUUGCCUCAAUUGUCACCAAUUAAUUGGGAUUUGACUAAUAAACACAAACUCAUGGCUAAUAACGGUAAUUGUGAGACAAAGACUGAGUGCCCGAUAAGCAACCAAAUGAGUGGUUCAAUACCUCCUCCGCCCACCAAAUCGACGGUACGAUACAAUCGCCGAAACAAUCAGUUCUCGACAAACAGUGAUAAUCGACAGCCAAUUCAGACCACAAAUAAUUACAACUCGCUCUCCAAUAACCACACAAAUAAUGAGCAAAGUGAAUCGACUGUUUCCAGAAGUUCUUCGGAAAAUGAUUUAAACGAAUCGCCAAUUGAUCCCAAAAUUGAGAAAUCCUAUAAUUAUAGGGACAAGAGUUGGUCUGAAUUUGGCGACAAAAUUCAAGACAAACCCAAAAAUUGGGCCGAUUUUGAAGAAUCGCAUUAUUUAUUGGAGAACGAAGAGGAAGAGGACGACGAAGAGGAGGCAAAAAGCAAUAUCUCAUCGGAAGACGACUCCGCAGACAUCUUCGCCAUUAGUGAUGAUCAGAGAGCCUAUUAUACGAAUCAAUUCAAAUCGAUUCAAACCAAUCUAAACGGAAUAAUAACCGGCAAUAAAGCGAAAGAUUUCUUUGAGAAGUCAUGUCUACCGAUCCAAGAGUUGUCGCAGAUAUGGCUGCUGUCGGACAUUGACAAAGACGGAGCCCUAACGCUCGACGAGUUCUGUAUAGCAAUGCAUUUAGUGGUUUUGCGCCGCAAUAACAUCGAUCUUCCCUCACAAUUGCCUACAAUUAUGUUGCCUUUGGUUUCGAUGGUCGCCGACACCACAGAUGGAUAUACUGUUCCCAUACCACAGAUCACAGCCAUUACAGGCGCCGCUUUGGUCACCGAUUUGGUGACCGAUUGCGAUAAUAAUUACGAAACACAGUCUCCUUCUCAACAAAACAACGAUCUCAGCGAUAGUAAGAGCAAAGACGUCGAAACACUUUCUCCGCAAAACAAACAGUGGACUAAAUUUACGGAUUCGCCGACCCAUCAGAUUGUGGCCACCGCUACGACCGCCGCUAUCUCUCCGCCGAGCACUUCGUCGAGCGCUGGACUCCAAACGUUAGCCAAUUUUGACUUUAAUGCGGCCUCUAUUGGAAGAGAUCCAAAGAUUUUACAUCCCGUGGCUUUGCGCCUAUCACCAGAUGGACAGCCUAUAAGACACAAUAGCAUUGAGACCAAUCAUAGCGUUGAUGUUCACCCCGAUUCUAUUCGAACAUCGACUGUAGUUCAGGGCAAGAAAGACCCGCCGCCGCCACCGCCUCCCAGACCCGCAAGAAGUCAUACAAGAAGUUCAUCACUGGAUUUAGACAGACAUAUGGUUCGUUCUCAUGGCGGCAAUGAUCUCAUCUCUUCUCAAAUGCCCGUUCACUUAAAAAUAUCCAAUUCUGAGUACACAUUAACCCCUCCAAAAGUGCUUUCAAUACACCAGCAAAAUGUGGGCGCAUUCCACGCCUAUAGGAAGACCAAAACAGAUGCUAGUCUUGCGAAAAAUACAAAUAAUCUGAACAAUAGUAACAAUUAUGAGGUCGAGAAGUUGAGGAAUCGAUUCAAAUUACCACCAGAAGUGCCCAUUCCUAAAAACCCUUCGGACACAAUCGAGUUGUGGAAAACAAUUAAAUCAUUACAAGAAUACAGUAAAACGUUAGUUGAUUUGAAUAAUGAAUUGCUUCUGGAAGUGAUUAAAGUUAUCGAAGAUAAACAUUGUCUGGAAUUACGUUUAGCGCAACUAAAUAAUGGAUACAAAUCGUGA
This is a messenger RNA of Medioppia subpectinata, 2076 nucleotides long. The record is from the annotation of a GenBank genome assembly. Lineage: Eukaryota; Metazoa; Arthropoda; Arachnida; Sarcoptiformes; Oppiidae.